Acanthosepion pharaonis is the source of this 840-nucleotide messenger RNA. Lineage: Eukaryota; Metazoa; Mollusca; Cephalopoda; Sepiida; Sepiidae. The record is from the annotation of a GenBank genome assembly.
AUGGUGACUGGAACCCAAACUAAACUGACAUCAUAUCCUGAGUUAAAAGAUGGGCCUCGAAUGAAGAAGUGCUUUAUUUUAAGUACAAUAGUUUGUUUAUCUAUCUAUCGCGGUUUAUUCUUAUAUAUCUAUCUUUCUAUCUAUCUCGGUUUAUUCAUGUCUAUCUAUCUUUCUUUCUUUCUUUUUAUCUAUCUAUCUAUCUAUCUCCUUUUCUUAUCCAUCUCAAAUUAUUCGUAUCAUUCUCUCUUCUUUUACCGUCUUCUUCAUUCUCUCUUUUCUCCCCGGUCUGUCCAUUCUCUCUUCUUUUCACGGCCUGAUCAUUCUAUCUUUUUUUUUUUUCUCGGCCUUUUCUAUAUCUCUUUUUUCACGGCAUGUUCAUUAGCACAUUUUCCUGGUCACAUUUUCUUUCUUCUUUCCCUGGUCUGUCCAUUCCCCCGACCACUUCUAUAUCUCUCUUUUUUUCAUUUGUUCAUUUCUCCCUUCUUUUUCAGGUUUGUUCAUUUUCUCUUCUUUUCUCGGCCUGUUCAUCAUUCCCUUCUUUUCUCGGCCUAUUCGUUCUCUCUUUUUUUUCUAGGCCUAUUCGUUCUCUCUUUUUUCCCCGUCUGUUCAUUCUCUCUCUUUUCCCUGUUUGUUCAUUCCCUAUUCUUUUUCUCGUCUGUUCAUUCUCUCUUAUUUUCCGUUCUGUUCAUUCUCUAUUCUUUUCCUCGUCUAUUCGUUAUCUAUCCGAAAUGUUUGUAUCAUACCCAUAUCUAUCUAUCUAUCUAUCUAUCUAUCUAUGGCAUCUUUUAUAUUGAUAUAAAAUUUUGGUUUCUAUCUAUCUAUCUAUCUAUCUAUCUAUAA